Lathyrus oleraceus (garden pea) is the source of this 2205-nucleotide messenger RNA. RefSeq lists its product as uncharacterized. The coding region runs from base 210 to 1940 and encodes 576 amino acids. Gene Ontology annotation, biological process: pentose metabolic process; carbohydrate phosphorylation. The transcript is spliced from 15 exons. Gene Ontology annotation, molecular function: D-ribulokinase activity. The record is from RefSeq and is a predicted model, not a curated record. NCBI's taxonomy places the organism in Eukaryota, Viridiplantae, Streptophyta, Magnoliopsida, Fabales, Fabaceae. Gene Ontology annotation, cellular component: cytoplasm.
AUUUAUGUAAAAAAAAUCGAUAAAAACACUUCUCAGUCCCAAUAUGGAACGAGAAUGAAUCAUUCUGAAUGAUGACAAUUGAAAUGGAAAGUAAAUAUCCGAUUAGAAAAGAAGAACAAUAGAUAUAGUCAUAGAUAAAAAGAGAAGAUAUUGAAUGUGUCUCGCCGAUAACACACAAUCAUCGUUCCAACUGCUUCCUUUGAUAAGCGAUGGCCUCUCCCACCGAGCCUUCUAGUUCUCGCUCCGUCUUUCUCGGCAUCGAUGUCGGCACCGGCAGCGCUCGCGCUGGCCUGUUUGACGAGGAAGGGAAGCUUCUUGGUUCGUCUAGCAGCCCGAUACAGAUAUGGAAAGAUGGUGACUUUGUUGAGCAAUCCUCUACAGAUAUAUGGCUUGCAGUAUGUGCUGCUGUAAAAGCAGCCUGCUCUAGAGCAAAAGUUGCACCUACAGAAGUAAAGGGCCUGGGAUUUGCAGCUACUUGUUCACUUGUUGCGGUGGAUUCUGACAGCUCACCUGUUUCGGUUUCUUCGACUGGUGAUUCAAGAAGAAAUGUGAUAGUAUGGAUGGAUCAUAGAGCUGUAGACCAAGCCGAAAGGAUCAAUAAAAGUAACUCACCUGUAUUGGAAUACUGUGGUGGAGGUGUUUCACCUGAAAUGCAACCGCCAAAGCUUCUAUGGGUUAAAGAAAAUUUGCAAGAAUCUUGGUUAAUAGUUUUCAGGUGGAUGGAUUUGAGUGACUGGUUGUCAUACAGGGCUACAGGAGAUGAUACUCGUAGUCUUUGCACCACAGUUUGUAAAUGGACAUAUCUUGGUCAUGCUCACAUGCAGUAUGCAAAUGAUAAAGAUUCCCGAGAUAUGGAGGCUUGUGGGUGGGAUGAUGAGUUUUGGGAGGAAAUUGGUUUGGGUGAUCUUCUUGAAGGACAUCAUGCUAAGAUAGGACGAAGUGUUGCUUUCCCUGGCCAUCCUUUGGGUUCUGGCCUUACUCCUGCUGCAGCGAAGGAACUGGGUCUUGUGCCAGGAAUUCCUGUUGGGACAUCACUGAUUGAUGCUCAUGCUGGUGGUGUGGGAGUAAUUGAAAGUGUGCCCCCAUCUGAAGCUGAAGAGCAUGACGAGGAAGAUAUUUGCAACCGUAUGGUGUUAGUUUGUGGUACUUCUACAUGCCAUAUGGCUAUAUCCCGGAGAAAAUUGUUCAUUCCUGGGGUUUGGGGUCCGUUUUGGUCAGCAAUGGUACCAGAAUAUUGGCUGACUGAAGGUGGGCAAAGUGCUACUGGUGCAUUAUUGGAUCAUAUAAUUGAAAACCACGCGGGUUCUAUACUCCUUGCAAAUCGAGCUGCUUCCCAAAAGAUCUCAGUGUUUGAGCUUCUAAACAAGCUCUUGGAAACAAUUAUGAUUGAGCAAAAACUAUCCUUUUUAGGUGCCCUAACUGAAGAUAUACAUGUUCUUCCUGACUUUCAUGGGAACAGGUCUCCCAUUGCAGACCCAAAAUCAAAAGGAGUUAUCUAUGGUUUGACACUUGACACAAGUGACAAGCAGUUGGCUCUUCUAUACCUGGCAACUGUGCAGGGCAUUGCAUAUGGCACACGUCACAUUGUAGAACACUCCAAUGCCCAUGGUCACCAAAUCAGCACACUACUUGCAUGUGGUGGCUUAUCAAAGAACCCUGUCUUCAUUCAGGAACAUGCUGAUAUUAUUGGUUGCCCUAUAAUUCUUCCAAGGGAAAGUGAAUCUGUGCUCUUGGGUGCUGCUAUUCUAGGUGCUGUCGCUACAAAGAAAUAUAGUAGCCUUAGGGAGGCCAUGAAAGCCCUGAAUGCAGCUGGUCAGGUUAUUCAUCCAUCUAAUGAUCCCAAAGUGAAGAAGUACCAUGAAGCUAAAUACCGGAUAUUCCGUGGCCUUUAUGAACAGCAGCUCUCUAAUCGUUCCAUGAUGGCUCAGGCCUUGGCAUAGCAUUGUAGAAUGCUAGAACAGUUGGACUCAAACCUUCAAUUACAUUAGAUUUACAAAGCCUAUAUUCAUGCCUCAUGCAUGCAAAGAUUGACAUUUUGAUGCCAUAUUGAUUUUUCAAAGUUAUGUUUUUCAGUAACAUUUAAGGUAUAAGGGAAAGCAAUAAUCAAUACCUAGAUGAAAAUUCUUGAACAGAUUUAUGUACAGUUUCAUCCCCCCUUGAAAAUUCUUGAAAGGAUUUAUAGAAACUCCACUUCAUUCUUGAAAA